UUCGGAUGAUAAAAAUUUACCUAUCCUUGAACUUGCUAUGGGAUCAGGCUCUAAGCUUCUACCUUCUUUUUUCUCUCUUUUUUCUCCUACUCUCGGCAAAGCAUAAUAAUUAUAAACUAUGGAAGAAGAAGCAUUGAACCCACGUCGAAUUGCCACACCUGUAGAAGAUGAUGGCAUGAGUUGGCCAAGUCUAGGUGCUCGUAAACGUCGUGAUGAAACACCAGAGCAACGAGUGGAACGGGAAAAUAAAAUAGCAGAUGCAGUAAAAACAAUUUUGACAUGCAUUGGCGAAGACCCUGAAAGAGAAGGGUUACUUAAAACUCCAGAACGCUAUGCUAAAGCGCUAAUGUUUUUCACCCAAGGAUAUGAAAGAAAUAUUCAUGAGGUGAUUAAUGAUGCUGUGUUUGAAGAGGAUCAUGAUGAAAUGGUUCUUGUUAAAGAUGUUGACGUAUUUUCACUUUGUGAGCAUCAUAUGGUUCCCUUUAUGGGUAAGAUUCAUAUUGCAUAUAUACCCAAUCGUCGUGUUGUAGGCUUAAGUAAACUAGCGAGAAUUGCGGAAAUGUUUGCAAGAAGACUCCAAGUUCAGGAACGUAUGACAAAGCAAAUUGCUACAGCACUGAUGGAAAUCCUUCAACCUCAGGGUGCUGCUGUUGUCAUGGAAUGCUCUCACCUGUGCAUGUGUUCAAGAGGUGUGCAGAAACCUGGAAGCUCAACUAUCACGAGUUGUAUGUUGGGCGUCUUCCGUAGUAGCCCGCGAACAAGAGAGGAAUUCCUUAAUUUAAUUAGACGUUAAUCAGUAGAAGUUUUCUCAUACACACAACAAGAUUCUUACAUCCUGAAAUCCCCACAUAAACUCCAUCAACAACAACAUGCUCUUUUUGAUUAUCUCAUGAAUUAUAUCUUUCUUUUUCUUUACCUUUCAUUAUAUGUAUGUAUAUAUCCCAUCUCACUAGCUUGAUAAAAUAAACUGCGAUUUUGUUCCACUGUACACAUGAGUUUA
Mycotypha africana is the source of this 1000-nucleotide messenger RNA. RefSeq lists its product as uncharacterized. The coding region runs from base 119 to 793 and encodes 224 amino acids. Gene Ontology annotation, molecular function: zinc ion binding; GTP cyclohydrolase I activity; GTP binding. The record is from RefSeq and is a predicted model, not a curated record. Gene Ontology annotation, biological process: tetrahydrobiopterin biosynthetic process; tetrahydrofolate biosynthetic process. The transcript is spliced from 7 exons. Gene Ontology annotation, cellular component: cytoplasm. NCBI's taxonomy places the organism in Eukaryota, Fungi, Mucoromycota, Mucoromycetes, Mucorales, Mycotyphaceae.